Molecule: messenger RNA, 389 nt
Organism: Cuscuta epithymum
Lineage: Eukaryota; Viridiplantae; Streptophyta; Magnoliopsida; Solanales; Convolvulaceae
Source: the annotation of a GenBank genome assembly
UGAGGCAUGUCCCGGCCAUGCGCCUCAAUCUUAUCUCUGCUGGAAAGUUAGAUGAUGCUGGUCUGAUGAACUACUUUGGUGAAGGAAAAUGGAAGCUCACCAAAGGAAGUCUGGUCAUGGCUCGAGGAAAGAAGGAAGGCUCAUUGUACGUGAUGCAAGCCAAGCUCUGCAAAGGGGAAGUAAAUAUAACCACUGAUGACAUGGAGGUAUGGCACAAACGACUUGGACACAUCGGUGAGAAGGGACUCCACAUACUCGCUCGCAAGCAUAUCCUCCCGGACAUGAAAGAUCUGAGAACUUUGAUGGUGGAGUCAAAUGUUGUGGUGCAGCAAGAGUUGUGGCGAUAGUGAUGGAGAUUGCGAUGGCGGCGACAGGUGGCAGCGGCGGUG